Messenger RNA from Guillardia theta CCMP2712, 207 nucleotides. RefSeq lists its product as hypothetical. The record is from RefSeq and is a predicted model, not a curated record. Lineage: Eukaryota; Cryptophyceae; Pyrenomonadales; Geminigeraceae. The transcript is spliced from 3 exons. Bases 1 to 207 code for a protein of 68 amino acids.
AUGGGACUGCUUCCUUACGUUGAGGGCUAUCGUGCUGGCUACAAGGCUGCGAUCAAGGCGGACGGACCAGGAGGAUCUGGAUACGAUGCUGCUUACCGCACCGGCAUGCAGGCGGGCAUGCUUUCAGUGCAGAACAAGCUGUCGUUCCUCGACUCCAUGAAGAGAGCGAAGCUAGCUUAUAACGCGGCAGCUGGGGUGGGGGCCUAA